GACGGUCUACCUUAGAUUCGCGCUUCCAAAUGGAAGAAUGAGCAGUUGACGUUUAUUUUUUUCCUAAAAUUAUGACUUUAGUCAUAAUAAUGCUAUUAAUUUUUUCUACCGUAAUAAUUUUUUAAUGGUUUGGGGAUGGAUGGAUGGACAAUUCCAGAAGGUUGCAGGUGGGUAGAUGAUUCGAGAAGGUUGCGGAUGGAUGAAUCUUUGCAGGGACGCCUCAAGGUCGUUGGAAGAGCCGGCGUGGGAAUUGAUAAUGUGGAUCUCCAUGCCGCAACAGAGUACGGGUGUUUGGUGGUAAAUGCUCCCACUGCAAACACUGUAGCGGCUACAGAGCACGGCAUAGCACUUCUUGUCGCCAUGGCAAGGAACGUGCCACAGGCCAGCGCUUCCAUGAAAGAGGGAGAUAGCAAAGAAUUGUGGUUGCAUAUGGGUACUUUAUGGGACGCAGGCCCUGCUGUAAAAGUCGCUUACAAGCGUAAUGAUACAUGGAAUCCUUUCAGUAUGGUGCUCAAAAUGGGAAUCGUCCGACAUUUGUGUGAAGGCCGAUCUACAACAGUGAAGCUUGGACCUGUGAAGGGCUUGUGGCUCAGAAGCAAAGUACCCUAUAGCGGUUACAGAAGGAAAAUGAAGGAUGUGCGUUCACUCAGAUGCAGAUGUACUCAAAUACAUUACUCAAACACAAUGCAAAGCACAGAUCGAGAAUGUACUGGAGAAUGCUCAUGACUACUCCAGAUUGUUCGAAAGUUAAAAAUUAAAUGAACUCUGCCAAAUUCCUUCAAUGGCAUUUAAUGCACAAAGAUUUUUUACAGAUUUGAAUUA
Cryptomeria japonica (Japanese cedar) is the source of this 822-nucleotide messenger RNA. RefSeq lists its product as uncharacterized. Lineage: Eukaryota; Viridiplantae; Streptophyta; Pinopsida; Cupressales; Cupressaceae. The record is from RefSeq and is a predicted model, not a curated record. Gene Ontology annotation, molecular function: NAD binding; phosphoglycerate dehydrogenase activity. The transcript is spliced from 4 exons. Bases 136 to 726 code for a protein of 196 amino acids.